Messenger RNA from Pistacia vera, 2456 nucleotides. Its product is annotated as rab3 GTPase-activating protein catalytic subunit. The record is from RefSeq and is a predicted model, not a curated record. The coding region runs from base 542 to 2317 and encodes 591 amino acids. Lineage: Eukaryota; Viridiplantae; Streptophyta; Magnoliopsida; Sapindales; Anacardiaceae. Gene Ontology annotation, biological process: positive regulation of GTPase activity. Gene Ontology annotation, molecular function: GTPase activator activity. The transcript has 13 exons.
UACGUGUCUUGAGUCUCUGAGAUCAUCCUCCUGUUCAACCACAACCACCAUUUAUUUUCCUACAACAAUGCCUUCAAUUUCGUCUCUCGGCGCCAAUCCUUAGCCCAUUACUUUAAUCUACGCACCCCCGGCUCACGUUAUGGAAACCCCUUCUUUUGUCUCCAAAGCCAGGACCGCCUUCCACUCUGCUGCGGCAAAAGCGGAGCGCGUCUUCACUGAUUUCAAAUCUGACCGAGGUACCCCCGAUUUUCUUUCCUAUUUCCAUUUUUAGCCCUCCCCCACCCGCUUUAAUACGAGUUUUGUUUGAUUCUUUUUCAAAAAAUUUCUUGGUGUUUUUGACUUGAUCGGAGAAGAUUAUGAUAAAACAUCCCCCAGUUUACAAGACGAAAGCCAGUCAAAGGAUCACAAUGAGGCCAAGCAUUCAAAUACGCGGUGGAGGCCUGCUCCUCUAGGGAUAAAACAAGAUUGGCAAGAUAGGAUACGGAACAUAAGAAUAGGAAGAAGAGGAGCUGAAGAACCUGAGAAAGUUGAUAACACAACAAUGGCAGCUCCAUUUUAUGAUGAAAAUUUGUACAUACUUAACAUGAAAAAUGAUGUUGAAGCAAAGGGUUCAGAUGUGAAUUCCUUGCUAGAACGUUUAAAUUCCACCGAGUUAAAUAGCAUUCUUCCGGCAUCUGUCCUGAAGCAAUUAGCUGUAGCUGUUGAGAGUGGAAAGAAGUUUAGGUCAAUAAAGGAUUUUUUGGCAUCAUCUGGAAGUUCUUCACCUAUCCUGGAAAGGGCGGGUUUGAGUCUCUCUGCGGUCAAGUCAUUAGUUCUUCGUGACAAAGAUGAUAAACUUGCUUCUGACUUCGGCAAGGAUGAGAAAGUGAUGUCGCUGAUUCAGUCACUAUUCGAUGCAGAGGGAAACUUUCUCAGAAGGAAGAUUUGUUCUGAUUCGGAGGCAUCUAUUACCUUGGCAACUUUGCACAGAGAUAUUCAUGGUGCUCCUCCAGAAAGCUUUGUCGUUAAGCUAUCUGAAGUUAUUGGAAGCUUGAAAACCCUGCGAAGAAUGGCGUUCUUCUGGUGCAAAGUAGUUUCUGAACUAAGAAGACUUUGGUCCGAAGAGCAAUAUAUUCCUGGCGUCCCCGUGGAUGAGAUACCAGAUUUAGACUCCUGCCUUUUGUACCAACAAUUGCAGGUUAUCAAUUGUUGUCUUUCGAGGAAAAGGCGUCACAUUAUUGCUACUGAAUCAUUAGAUUCCGUGAUGAGGCAAAGCAGUUCAAAUGUUGAGGGUUCAUCUCUUUCUAUGGGUACGUCUCCUGCAAGCUCUGUUUUGUAUGCUAGAAUAAGCAAUGGAGAACUUGUUCUACGACUAGGUGCUGAUCGUCCAACAGAUUUAACAAUGUUGGAAACUGGUGAACCUGUAUACUUCCCCAUCACUCAGGAAGGGCCUUUGCUUACAGAAGAUCUUAUUAAGGAAACAGAGGAGUUAGUGCUUCGAACAGGGAGUGUUGGUGCUGGAUGUUCUCAGCUCCUCUCUGACAUGCAGGCUUUCAAGGCUGCAAAUCCGGGUUGCAUUUUAGAAGAUUUUGUUAGAUGGCACUCUCCCCCUGAUUGGACUGCUAGUGAGCAGAGUAAUGAAGAUGACUUUGAUGGAAGUGAUUUUUUAUCUGCAAAAGGUCAACUAAGUCGUCGAAUGAAAAAAGAAGGUAAUUUGUGGAUUGAACUUUGGGAAACGGCUAAGCCUGUGCCAGCUGUUAAGCAAGUCCCUCUCUUUGAUGAGGAUUUAGCAGUGGAAGGUAUUCUUAAUGGCUUAGAGGACAUCCCACCGGCUGAGCUUUUUGAACAAUUUUUUGUUUCUUUACUCGGUUUGGGAUUUGUAAUCGCUGAGGCCAGACUCUCCACUGACGAUAAUUUGUCAAAGCUUGUUCACGAGUGCAAAGACUAUGUUGUUGCCUCUUGUCAAGGAAGCUCCUGGAGUGAGAAGAUUGAUGAUAUUUGCCAGGUUUAUGAAACAGUGGAGACAAUGUUAACUCAUCCCGAGGAAGUCCCGAUGAAUCAGGCAGAAGCAACGACCCCAAAUGCAGAUGAACCGAAGAGUCGAUUUAAGAGACUCACUCUCAACUUUGUCAAGGAUAGACAACAGAGAAAACUUGCCAUAAAAGAUCUGAAGAAUUCAGAUGAGAGUCCGGCUCCAUUGCGUCAACCAUUCGCGAAUUUCUUUGAUGGCAAGUCUUCAUUAUUCUCCAAGAAGCCUCCAAAGCCAGAUUGUCCAUGUCCAUCCCCAGCUCCUGAGAAACCUCCUUGCCCAGUUGAAACCGAUUGGACAAUUGUUUAAUUAUACCUUUUUAUUAUUUUUUUGAUCUCUUGGGUUAAAGGAGUAUGUAUGGUUUUUGCAAGUAACUGUAAAUUAUCCGAACUGUAAAUUAUCUUGAAAUGACCAGAAUAGGAUGCCGUAUGCACAGCAUUGAAUUUUA